Messenger RNA from Rhododendron vialii, 3507 nucleotides. RefSeq lists its product as uncharacterized. The record is from RefSeq and is a predicted model, not a curated record. Gene Ontology annotation, molecular function: nucleic acid binding; RNA-DNA hybrid ribonuclease activity. The transcript is spliced from 8 exons. The coding region runs from base 1 to 3507 and encodes 1168 amino acids. Lineage: Eukaryota; Viridiplantae; Streptophyta; Magnoliopsida; Ericales; Ericaceae.
AUGAAGCUCCUUAGCUGGAACUGUCAAGGGCUGGGCCAUCCCCUCACAGUUCGAGCAGCCCGUUCUCUGGCCUGUGGGAAUGGCAUUAAUUUGCUGUUUCUUAUGGAAACUAAAUGUACAGUUUACUCUUUGCGUUCUUUGGUUUUUAAGUUAGGUGAUGGAAACAAAUUUGCAUUUUUUGCUCCUCAAGAUGGUGGACGGUAUUUAUGGGGACUGGUUUUUGCUGUAAUAUAUGGACAUCCGGUUCUCAGUCGGAGGGAGGAUACUUGGGUUUUUCUAGGUGAAGUGGCGUCAAAGCUCUCAGGACCGCUGCUUGUCAUGGGGGAUUUUAAUCAGGUUUUAAAUGACGAUGAGAAGUGGUCUACGAAUACAGGUCAGAUCCGAGGUUGGAAUUGGUGCUCUAAUUUUGUUACUAGAUGUGGGCUAUCUGAUAUACCUAGUUUUGGGGUUAAGUUCACAUGGUCCAAUAAUCAAUCCGGCGAUGCUGCUACUUAUGAAAAGUUAGAUCGAGCUAUGGCGUAUCAACGAAUUCAGCGGUUUGAAGAGGCUUGGGUGGGUAUUGAUGCAGUUCAUCAGAUUGCUAAGAAGGUGUGGAAUGUGCCGUUGAAUGGUUCUUUUGCUUUCAAAAUUAUGCAGAAGCAAAAAAUGCUUCUUAGGCACCUGGCGAAUUGGAAGAAAUUAUCGAUAGGAUACUUGACCGAGGAGAUUGAAAGUAGGAAGCGUCAAUUGGAAAAAAUCCAGUUCCAGCUAGGCGGGCAGCAAUGGGGAUUGGAAACAGAAGUAAUUGUUAAACAAGAUUUGUUGGUAAGAAGAGAGCUGGAGGAUCUACUGGCACGUGAAGAGGCUUACUGGGCUCAGAGAGCUAAGCAGAAUUGGUUAGCGAUGGGGGAUCGUAACAUUAAGUACUUUCAUAAGAUGGCAUCUAUUCGAGCCCAAAAGAAUCGUAUUGUUGCAUUAAAAGAUUCGACUGGGGUAUUGGUGACCGAUCCUGAUGCAAUUGAAGCUAUGUUUCUGGAUCAUUUCCGUUCACUUUUCAGAUGUGAGGCGGGUUCUAGUAUGUCAAAGCAUGGGUACGCAGAUUAUGUAAAUGGAGUUAGGGACGAGACCCGAGUUAGUCCUAGUUUACUGACUACUAUUAAGACUAAGCUAACGGGCGCGCAGCAACAGGACUUGGACCAGCCUAUCACCCCGGACGAGAUAAGGAAGGCUAUGUUUCAGAUGGAUGGACGCAAGGUGCCGGGGCCGGAUGGAUUUGUGGCAGCAUUUUAUCAGGAAAAUUGGGAUUGGCUCGGAACGGAUGUUGUUCAAGCUUCAUUGGCAUUUUUUGAGUCGGGUUUCAUGCUAAAGGAAUUAAAUCAAACUCUUAUUACGCUAAUUCCAAAGGUUCCUAAUCCUCAAAGCGUGAGUGAUUUCAGACCUAUAAGCUUGUGUAAUGUGUUAUACAAGGUACUAACCAAGGUAUUGGUGAAUCGACUCCGGUUGGGUCUUGGAGACUUGAUUUCCCAAUAUCAGAAUGGUUUUGUUCCAACUCGGAUGAUUUUGGACAAUGUGUUAAUUGCGCAUGAAAUGUUGGAGUUCAUUCGGAAACGGAAACGAGGGAAACGGGCAAUGUAUGCUCUUAAGCUUGAUAUGAAUAAGGCAUAUGAUCGAGUGGAUUGGAAUUUUUUGUUGGGAGUUUUGCGGACUAUGGGCUUUAGUCAGAAGUGGGUAGGGUGGAUUCAUCAGUCUUGUGGACUUCAGCAAGGGGAUCCGCUCUCGCCUUAUUUGUUUAUAUUGGUGGCUCAGGCUUUCUCGGAUGGGUUAGAGGAAUUUGCUUCUCAUGACAUUUGCAGAGGUAUCUCGGUAAGUUCUUGUUCCCCUCGUGUUUCCCAUUUAAUGUUUGCGGAUGAUUGUUAUAUUUUUAUGGAGCAUAAUGUGGAUCAUGCAUGGUGUCUAAAGUGGAUACUUGAUGUCUAUUGUGAUCAAGCGGGUCAAAAAAUCAAUUUUAAUAAGUCAGAGCUUGUCACUAGCCCCUAUAUGAAAUCUCAGGAGGUGGCAUACUUGAAACAUAUUUUUGGUGUGAAGUGUGUGGAUAGGCCAGGAGUAUAUCUUGGUGCUAACAUGGAUUUUUCUAUUCAAAAAGGUAGUCUUUUUUCUAAAAUUUUGGAGAGGAUUGCUGCUAAGCUGACUCCGGCCUAUUUCCUAAAUAAAGUCAAGUCUGUGGUGUCGCGUUUUCUUUGGCAUGGGGAGAGUGGAAAGGGGAUUGUUUGGCGUCGGUGGGAGGUGUGCUGUUUACCUAAGGCUAAGGGAGGGUUAGGUCUGCGAGAUUUGGGUUGCCUCAAUCAAGCUUUGCUGGCUAAACUUGCUUGGAGAUUGUUGAAAAACCCAAACUCUUUGCUUUCUAAGGUACUGGUUGGUCUUAAGUGGAGAAUUGGUAAUGGCAAGAGGAUUAGUGUGUUUCGGGAUGAAUGGAUCCCAAAAAUGGUUAACCCUCUCAAAGGGUCUCCUCUUAGUGGUGGUUUACCAGAUUUUAAGGUUUCGGAUUUAUUUGAUUCGAGUUGCGGCGUCUGGAGGGAACCUCUUCUUGAGGUUCUUUUUCCCAAAGUGGUGGUCGAAAUUAUUCGGUCUAUUUAUUUCCCAAUCCAGGAAGUUGAGGAUGAGUUGAUUUGGGAGCACACUAAGAAUGGUGUGUUCUCAGUAAAGUCGGCCUACCUGUUUCGGUUUCAAAUCCAGUUUAGUGAGACCUUUCGGCAUGAACAGGGUAGGUUCCAAGGUUGGGGUAAAAUUUGGGCUUUAGGGUUGCCCCCAAAAUUCUUGCUGUUUGUUUGGAUUGUUAUUCACCGCAUUCUAGCGGUUAACGAUGCUUUGCUAAGAAGAAACAUUACGGUGGACUUGUUGUGUCCUCUUUGUGGGCAGGAUGUGGAAACUAUUGAACAUUUGUUUUUGCAAUAUAGCUGUGCAAUGAGAGUAUGGAGAGCUUCUCAUUUGGGUUUUGAUUUUUCGAAAGGAAGUCCAGUUGGUUUAAUGAAUGGUUUAGUCAUUGGCUCAAAGAAGCUCCCGACAAGGAGCCUUAUGAUUGUUUGCAGGUCUUCUCAAAGGAAUAGUGUGGUGAGAUGUAGAAACGUCAGUGAAGGGGGUUGGGUUACGUUUGUCACGGAUGGGGCUUGGUUAGCUGAGUCUCAUAAAGGGGCUGCGGCUUGGGUACUGGAAUCAAGUGACGAGGACUCGCCGUAUCAGUGUGAACAAUGCAGGGCUUUAUCUGCUUCUUUUGUGGAGAUUCGAGUAGGUUUGAUGGUGUUACAUUGGGCACUCGGGCAGAAAAUGGAUAGUAUUUGCAUCAAGACAGAUUGUGCAGUGUUUGUCCAAGGGCUUGUAGAUCGGCAGAGCGCCCCUUAUGAUGUUCAAGCUGUUCUUUCUGAUUUUUGUUCUCUGUGUUCUAAGUUUAGUGCUGUAAAAGUUGUUAAAAUUUCUAGACUAGACGUUAAAGCUGCCCAUGUUAAAGCUAGGGCGGCAUUAAUGCGUUUGUAA